AUGAGGAUGCUUAGAGAACUAUCUCAACUUGAGCUAGAAAUAGGAGUGGCAAUAAUGUAUUCCAUAUGGACCAGAAGAAAUAUCGGGGAGUUUGAUAGUAAAUUCUCUAGCCCCAAUAGUGUUAUGAAGAGGGCACGGGUAUGUCUAUAUGAUUUUCAUGAUGCUCGUAAUGAAGGAAAAUCUGCUAGGCGGAAGUUAGAACAAACUGAGCAAAGCAGGAAAUGGCAGACACCUGAGGGGCUUUGUGUGAAAGUGAAUUUCGAUGCUGCAUUGGAUUUGAAGGUUCAAAAAAUGGGGGUGGGAGUGGUGAUGAAGGAUGGCAGGGGGGAUGUGCUCACUUCCUUAAGUGCUCCAACAAUGUAUGUUACUUCUCCUUUUGUAGUAGAGUGCAAAGCUCUUCGAAGGGCUCUAAAACUGUGUAAGGAAUUGGGUUGCUAUAAUGUUUGCUUUGAAGGGGAUGCAAAGAGGGUGGUAGAUACAAUGAACAAGGAGGUUGAGGAUGAUUCUUGGGAGGUGCAGUUUGUGGGGUGA
Juglans regia (Persian walnut) is the source of this 531-nucleotide messenger RNA. RefSeq lists its product as uncharacterized. The record is from RefSeq and is a predicted model, not a curated record. NCBI's taxonomy places the organism in Eukaryota, Viridiplantae, Streptophyta, Magnoliopsida, Fagales, Juglandaceae. The transcript has a single exon. Bases 1 to 531 code for a protein of 176 amino acids. Gene Ontology annotation, molecular function: RNA-DNA hybrid ribonuclease activity; nucleic acid binding.